AUGCCAGCAUCGCACUUACUAUACUUUGAACUGGACUCUAUCCAACCCAUUACUGAGAUUUUAUGGCUGGCUCUCUUCCUCAAAGCGGAAGAGGAACGAAGGCAGGAAACAGAAUUGCGAAGGCAGGCAGAAGACCGAGAGAAACAAGAGGCAGAGUUACGAAAGCAGGAAACAGAAUUGCGAAGGCAGGCAGAAGACCGAGAAAAACAAGAGGCAGAGUUACGAAAGCAGGCAGAAACGCAUACCCGACCGACAACUUUUAGGGUGUUUAUUCAAGCCUGUCACGAUCUGCUUUCUUGUCCGCUGAAAGCCGGCACACCAACUAAGUCCACGAAGGGCAAGAUCCCGCCACCUACUGGAAAAUACUGCCCAACACGGCUUCGCUACUGGUCGGACUGUCCAGCACAGCAGCAGGAAAUUUUUGAUGCGGUUUACACUUACCUGCAACCUACAGAGGAAGAUGCACUCCAGAUAUUCGCACCCCUAGCUGAAUUACACGGCCUCAGUCGACGCUUUUCCCGCCGAGAGCUGCGAAGUGAAAAGGACCUUGAGAGUUACGAGCGAUUCGCAGUCGAGGACCAUGUCCAUGAUAUCAUAGCUGAACUGUGCAAGAUACCGGGCGCCCGACAGAGAUUCCAACUUGGCAACGGGAUUAUGUUUGACAACCAUUCGAAUGCCUUAGAGGAGCCAGAAGAUGACGAUGAAACACCAAGUACACAAUAUUCGAGACCGGACCAGUUUUGUAUCCAUCGAGUCGACGGCACCACCAAUACCUUACUGACCACGGUCGAGUACAAGCCGCCGCAUAAGCUCAGAAUAGAGGACGUACGAUCGGGCCUCCGAUCCAUGGAGUUUUGGAAGGAUGUCGUUAACCGGAACAAAAUACCUACCGAUAAGAAUCAAAAGCUGAAGUACAACGCAGAACAACUGGUUGGCUCUGUGUUGACUCAAGAAUAUCACGUUAUGAUUCAAGAGGGCCUAGAAUACUCUUAUAUCACGAACGGGUUGUCUUUGAUUCUUCUCCGGAUUCCAUAUGACGAUCCGAGUACGCUCUAUUACUAUCCCUGUGAACCCAAUCUCGACGUGAAUCUGGGGAAUCCCGAUAGCUUUCUCCAACCGAAAACCGCGAUCGCUAGGGUGUUAUGCCUCUGCUUGAUGUGUUUCCAUUCCCGGAUCCGUGAUCAGGCAUGGCGGCAAGCUGCAAGAUCUCAGUUACAUAUAUGGGAGACGAGUUUCGACCAUACACGGUCCCAGAUUCCUAAUGAAGAGCUACAGCAAGCCCCUCCUGACUCAGAAUAUACAAGCUCGGAAUAUACUAGCUCGGAACAUGCAGGCUCCGAAUAUUUGCCCUCAUCUCCAUUAUCGCCCACCAAGCAAACGCGUCAACCCUCCGCCCGGUCUCGACACAAAUGCGCAGACACGGAAACGUCACCUCAAAGAGAGGAUAUGGAUUCGUCUGAUUCUGACACCAGCCCAGCUACACAGGGUCGAAAGCGAGGCUUCAGCCAAAUCAUAUCUUCUCCGCCUAGUCAACGUUCACCGACACGUCCAACGGAUUCGACACCUCCUUCUAAUGGUCAAUACCAGCAGCAUACAUCACGAUUCUGUACGCAACGGUGUCUGUUGGGUCUGCAGCGGGGGGGUGUAUUAGAUGGUCUUUGUCCUAAUGUCGAUCUCCAUCGGCAAGGCGAAAAGCGUGACCGACAUAGUAUUGAUGCGAAACAGCUAGUGCAGCUGCUAAAAGGGCAGCUCGAUCAAGACCUCGACCACAACUGUACACCGUUCGGAGUUUGUGGAUCAUAUGGUGCGCCAUUCAAGAUUACAUGUGCUACAUAUGGUUACACAAUAGUUGGAAAGGGGACAACUUCCCGACUCUGGAAGGAGGUCUCCCGUGAAGUAGAAGUAUAUCAGGUUCUCCAGAAGGCACAGGGGCUUGCAGUCCCAGUUUUUCUUGGAGCUAUUGAUUUGAAAACGAUCUUCUUUCUCCACGGAGCUGGCGAGAUCCGACAUAUGCUGCUUAUGGGUUGGGCGGGAGAGAGUAUCAGAACAACAGAGAGCUUGGCGCUACGCCAGGAGAUCUCGAAGUCACGGAGGCAAAUUCGUGAAUUAGGAGUCGUGCAUGGGGACCUGCGGUUUGAGAAUAUGUUAUGGAAUGAUGAACUGCGUCGGGUCAUGAUCAUAGAUUUUCACCGGUCUCAAAUUGACCGCCGGCCGACAAGACAGCGGGUUGGAUCUUUGAAGAGACCACCCAACCUCAAUAUACAGACGCUCCGGUCUAAACGGCCUCACCUUCUCUAUACAUGAGUAUAUCCGUCGACCAUUUUCGUACGAUGGGAUCGCCAACACGGUUCACUUGACUCUGAUGAGCUAUGCCGAGAGAAAUCUGGCUAGGCGACAUGAAAUUGAUCAGGCUCAGCUCAUUAGACAGAUCGAGACAUUGUUAUGGGCAUUUCAUGAUCACGUAAAUACCACAUCAUUACCAUCAAGUAUUGUAUCAGUGAUUGAUCUUCACGCGUUCCAGCCGUGGUUAUAUCUUAAGAGGCUGAUGAAUUAGGCCUGAGGAUUGCCUCAGCCUAGGUGACAGGAGCACUAGUCCUAGAAUAGAUUAGUCACAGAAAG
This is a messenger RNA of Talaromyces stipitatus ATCC 10500, 2619 nucleotides long. RefSeq lists its product as uncharacterized. The coding region runs from base 1 to 2304 and encodes 767 amino acids. The record is from RefSeq and is a predicted model, not a curated record. Lineage: Eukaryota; Fungi; Ascomycota; Eurotiomycetes; Eurotiales; Trichocomaceae. The transcript has 2 exons.